Molecule: messenger RNA, 246 nt
Organism: Bipolaris zeicola 26-R-13
Lineage: Eukaryota; Fungi; Ascomycota; Dothideomycetes; Pleosporales; Pleosporaceae
Exons: 1
Source: RefSeq, a predicted model, not a curated record
UUGGGAUAUGCGCGGUAUGUGUUGCGAUGUGGUUUGGAUGAGGCCGGCAGCUGGUCUCAAGGACCGCAUUGUCGUUGCCAUUGUGAACGUUGCGCGCGCAGUCGAAUAUGGGAUUUUUUUUUUCUUUUCUGUAUACCAAAGAGUGCCGUGGAGGUCCGGAACGGUGGAGAUGUUGUCGCUUGCGAGUCCAAGCGUAGGUCGAGGUCUUGGAUACAAAAGUCUAGAGUCGAGUCGAGUCGUUGGUAG